ACAGUCGCCUCCGAGUCAUGCUCCCUUGUCAUCCCAGCUUCCAGUCUUAUCAGGCAUAUAGCAGGGAGGCUACUCUAGCCAUAACUAAGCUCUACCUCCAGUCUCCAGAAAGGAAUCCCCAAUCUUCAUAUCCUAGGCAACCUGAGGAAUGAAAGAGGAAGCUAUAAAAUCCCCUUUGAAAGCUUUCAUGAAACAGAGAAGGAUGGGCCUGAAUGACUUUAUUCAGAAGAUUGCCAAUAACUCCUAUGCAUGCAAACAUCCUGAAGUUCAGUCCAUUUUGAAAAUCUCCCCACCUCAGGAGCCUGAGCUUAUGAAUGCCAACCCUUCUCCUCCACCAAGUCCGUCUCAGCAAAUCAACCUGGGCCCAUCAUCCAAUCCUCAUGCUAAACCGUCUGACUUUCACUUCUUGAAAGUAAUUGGAAAAGGCAGUUUUGGAAAGGUUCUCCUGGCAAGACACAAAGCAGAAGAAGUAUUCUAUGCAGUUAAAGUUUUACAAAAGAAGGCAAUCCUGAAAAAGAAGGAGGAAAAGCAUAUUAUGUCGGAGCGGAAUGUUCUCCUGAAGAACGUGAAACACCCUUUUCUGGUGGGCCUUCACUUCUCCUUCCAGACGGCCGACAAACUGUACUUCGUCCUGGACUACAUUAACGGUGGAGAGUUGUUCUACCAUCUCCAGAGGGAGCGAUGCUUCCUGGAACCUCGGGCUCGAUUCUAUGCUGCUGAAAUAGCCAGUGCCUUGGGUUACCUGCACUCUCUGAACAUCGUUUAUAGAGACUUAAAACCAGAGAAUAUUUUGCUAGAUUCACAAGGACACAUUGUCCUUACUGACUUUGGACUCUGCAAGGAGAACAUUGAACACAAUGGCACGACUUCCACCUUCUGCGGCACGCCCGAGUAUCUGGCGCCUGAGGUGCUUCAUAAGCAGCCCUAUGAUAGAACGGUGGACUGGUGGUGCCUGGGGGCCGUCUUAUACGAGAUGCUGUAUGGCCUGCCUCCCUUUUAUAGCCGAAACACAGCUGAGAUGUACGACAACAUUCUGAACAAGCCCCUCCAGUUGAAGCCAAAUAUUACAAACUCUGCAAGACACGUCCUAGAAGGGCUCCUGCAGAAGGACAGGACAAAGAGGCUGGGUGCCAAGGAUGACUUUAUGGAGAUUAAGAAUCAUGUCUUCUUCUCCCUAAUUAACUGGGAAGAUCUCAUUAAUAAGAAGAUUACUCCCCCUUUCAACCCAAAUGUGAGCGGACCCAGCGACCUGCGGCAUUUUGAUCCUGAGUUCACCGAGGAGCCGGUCCCCAACUCCAUCGGCCGGUCCCCGGACAGCCUCCUCCUCACGGCCAGCGUCAAGGAAGCGGCUGAGGCCUUUCUGGGCUUUUCCUAUGCACCUCCCACGGACUCUUUCCUCUGAACGGUCUUAGGGUUGGCUGCAAAGGAUUUUCUUAGUUAACCUUUUGGCAGAGCUGCCAGCUGACAGGACAUCUUAAAAGAGAAUUUGCACAUCCCUGGAAGCUUGCACAUCUUGGCAGUCUUAUUGCACACUGUUUGCUGGAAGCUUUUCGAAGAGCACAUCCUCCUCAGUGAGCUUGUGAGAGUCUCCUCUUUAUUCUUCCUUCCAUUGUGGUGCUAUCUCUGAAAUGAGCAGUAGAGGGCCGCCCGAGACAGAUGCAGUGGUCUCACUGGCUGUUCUGAGAAGGAGCUUCUGGAGGUCUGUCUGGGCCACGAUAACGAAUCUUAUGAAAUGUGCCUUUUCUGAUGAGAUCGUGUUAGCUCCAAAGCUUUUUCUGUUGCCGAGUGUUUUCGUUCUCUGUUUCUCCUUGUGGACUCCUGUGUGAUCCGCCGUAUGAGUGUGGUAUGCUUGCUCACAGAAGGACUCAGUUAUAAGCAUCAAUGUGACACUUGCAGAACACUACAACGUGGGACAUUGUUUGUUUCUUCCAUAUUUGGAAGAUAAAUUUAUGUGUAGACUGUUUUUUUUUUUUGUAAGAUAUACUUAAUAACUAAAAUUUAUUGAAAAUGGUCUUGCAAUGACUUGUAUCCAGAUGCUUAAAGAAAGCAUUGCUGCUACAAAUAUUUCUAUUUUUAGAAAGGGUUUUUAUGGACCAAUGCCCCAGUUGUCAGUCAGAGCCUGGUGUUUUCAUUGUUUAAAAUGUCACCUAUAAAAUGGGCAUUAUUUAUGUUGUGUUUUUUUUUUUGCAUUCCUGAUAAUUGUAUGUAUUGUAUAAAGAAAGUCUGUACAUUGGGUUAUAACACUAGUAUAUUUAAACUUACAGGCUUAUUUGUAAUGUAAACCACCAUUUUAAUGUACUGUAAUUAACAUGGUUAUAAUAUGUACAAUUCUUCUCUCCCUACCACACACCUUUUUGUGUGUGAUAAACCAACUUUGGUUUGCAAUAAAACCUUGAAAAAUA
This is a messenger RNA of Dama dama (fallow deer), 2402 nucleotides long. It is a transcript of the gene SGK1, whose product is annotated as serum/glucocorticoid regulated kinase 1. Gene Ontology annotation, molecular function: protein serine/threonine kinase activity; ATP binding. The record is from RefSeq and is a predicted model, not a curated record. The transcript has 12 exons. Lineage: Eukaryota; Metazoa; Chordata; Mammalia; Artiodactyla; Cervidae. Gene Ontology annotation, biological process: protein phosphorylation. Bases 149 to 1402 code for a protein of 417 amino acids.